This is a messenger RNA of Coccidioides posadasii C735 delta SOWgp, 1867 nucleotides long. It is a transcript of the gene YOS9, whose product is annotated as Protein OS-9. NCBI's taxonomy places the organism in Eukaryota, Fungi, Ascomycota, Eurotiomycetes, Onygenales, Onygenaceae. Gene Ontology annotation, cellular component: endoplasmic reticulum lumen. The record is from RefSeq and is a predicted model, not a curated record. Gene Ontology annotation, biological process: retrograde protein transport, ER to cytosol; endoplasmic reticulum unfolded protein response.
UUUCAACCUUUGUUUGCGGUCGAGGUGGCCAUUCUCACCAGGGCUCACUGCUGAGUUAUCUCAUGAAUAUAUAAAUAAUGGAAUCUCCCCGGAUCUGAACAUUGAAGAUAUUCCUUUAUUUUGGCUGAUCGUGAAGACUCUCCUGAACAUGAUCCGAGCUCCCCUUUCAAAGCACCACCAACCAAUGCAUUCAAAGUGCGCAGAGGAUCUAUGAAGGCCCUUAAACCAGUUCGAGUACAGUUUGGGAAAUAGUCUCCUUUGCUAAUACACGGGUACUGCGGCAUUUCACAUAAAGCUUCAAAGCUUGGUUAGACGUCGAAAUCCAAACGCCAUGGGACGCCGAACGCGGGUAUCAUUGGUGGCGUUAAUCGCAUCCGCGGCCGUUGGCGCAUUGGGUGAGAAACCCUUUCGCGUUCAGGAUGAUGUUCUUGGAUUCCCACAAUAUGAGAUACAGUUUCCAGACGAAUACAUCCUAGCCGACGACGCCUAUUCGCGAUUGUCAACACCUCUGGCUUCUAAACCCCGUGUCGCAACCUCGCCCUCGCCGUCCCAACAGCCCACCCCUUCGGCUGUUGGUCAGGAUGACUACACCGGGCUAUCGCAGCAAAUAUUAUCACGGGAUGACGAUAAAGUAGAAGAUGAUGCUGGCUCAUUUUCGUCGACAGAGAUCGAUGAUUCCAUAGAAGCAUACAAAGAAAUGGUUAUAGGGGGCCAAAGAUUUCUUUGUGGCAUUCCUAAGACCAAACUCUCCGAUGGUAGUGCUAGUGCUGGGACUCGAUCUGCUGCCGACCAAGAAAAGGAACUGGCGAGGGCGACAAACAGGGGGCUAGAAUUACUUCAGGACAUGGAAGGGCGUUGUAUGUAUUAUGCUGCUGGCUGGUGGUCAUAUUCCUUUUGCUACAUGAACCAGGUUCGCCAAUUUCAUGCCCUAUUACCCGGCAAUGGCGCUCCGGUUUACCCUCCUACAGAGGACCCAACCACACAAUCGUAUAUCCUCGGCAGAUUCCGCACAGAUAAGGAGGGUGCAAAAACAAGCGCUGUAAAUCCACCUACAACCGAAGUUGCGACGCACCAAGCCGACGGAGAUUCCUGGUACCUUGUUCAGUACCUCGAUGACGGCACACCCUGCGAUCUCACGGGACGGAAUCGAAAGAUUGAAGUCCAGUUUCAUUGCCACCCACAAUCGACAGACCACAUUGGUUGGAUCAAGGAGGUUACGACUUGUUCGUACUUGAUGGUGAUUUACACUCCUCGUCUCUGCAACGAUGUUGCCUUCCAACCUCCAAGAGAAGAUGAACCCAACGGCAUCAAAUGCAAAGAAAUCAUUUCCCAUGGGCUGGUCCCUGAGUGGGAGGAUAGACGGAGGCUUCGAUUACAGCAAGAACUUAGUGACUCCACAUCUGACUCCCUGCCAAUUGUGGGGGAUAUCGAGGUUGGUGCAAUGAAGUUUGUGGGUAAAGAUGGAAAGAAAAUCGAAAAGGGUCGAGUUGCAUCCAUGGGCGAAGAGAAAGUUGAAGUCGUUGCAAUUAGUGAAGGUGGCGAAAUACAGCGAUUGUCCAAAGAAGAAUUGAAAAAAUACAACCUAGAUCCAGAGAAAAUCGAGGCACUUAAAAAACAGUUGGAGGAACUUGCCAAUGGGAAAGACUGGAAAAUGGAGAUGAUCGAUGCCAAUGGACAAAGGGGGCUCCGUGGAGUCAUCGAAGCAGAUGAGGAGCAUAAUGGUGCGCAGACACCAAACAAGAACAAAGAGAAGCAAAGAGGAGCUCGGAAACAGGAAAAGCAGGAAAAGCAGGAAAAAGGGCUGGCCAAAGCGGAGAAUGGCCCUGUUGAAGAAGGGAGCGACGAGACAUACAAGGAAGAACUGUAA